ACUUCAGUAGGCGAUCAAACAUCGCGCUGUGGACACGAUUGAGAGGUUGGUGAAAGCGUCGUGCGCGGUCUAUGCCGCAAAGCUUCAAGUGCUCGCCUGCUGCGGGGGAACUCUUACAUAGUUCGCAAGCGGCGGCCAGCGUUGGCGACGAACGGAAGGUGCCGCUUCCGACGGAUGGUGACGUCACGCGCUGGGUGCUUCAUACGUCACGCUAGUCGCCAUUGGCGUUCGCUGGCCCGCUCGGGGUUUAGUGUGUGUUGUGAUAACAAGCGUGGUUCAGUAGGCCACCUGCCAACGAUCAGAGCGUCAGAUUUAGUCACAUAAAGCGCAUUCCAGCUUUACACGCGGUGACGUCUUAGAAGAAUGUGGCAGUGAGCGAGAGCCUGAGAUAGCGCGUUGACUCACCAACACAGUGUCCUGACGCGAAGCAAGAUCCUCCCGUUAGUGGGCCAGACCUUGGCCUAUUUGUCGGCCCACUAUCGGUAGAAAUAAUCGAGACGGCGACUGAUAGAAGUUAUCGGGUUGUGGAAUGCAGAUAAUCUCUUGCACGUGGGCCAAGGGAAGGUUGAGGCGGUGACAGAGAGACACGGUCUUGCGUCGUGAUAAGCCGAUUAGUUGCUUGCCAGCGAACUGCGUCUGACUGGUGGUGCGGCCGUCUUCCGCAGUCUCAGAGCGAGGGUUCCCCGUCUGCCGGCAGUGCUGUCGCGCAGUCUCUCACGACGAAGUGAACAGUGCAACUGUGUUCUUUAGUGAUACCCUGUGGUGUUAGUCCCAUCGAGAACGCGAGGGAAGACUCGGUCAGUACGGCGUUUGGCGCUCAGGAAAUGGACCGCGCUUGCGGUCAGAAGGCGCAGCAGGUGUAGGGUGGGGCAGUGAGCCGGUGCCUUCGUCGCCACUGCGAGUGCUCGCGGACCUGCGACAUGGCGGCGGGCGUGCUGUGCGCCGCGGCGCUACUGCUCGUGACGUCGACGGGCGCGUUCAGCUUCCUGAACGACCAGGAGGCGCUGCUGGCGGUGGAGCUCGCGGAGAGCGACUACGUCGACAUGUGCCCCGACCACGCCAACGCCACGUGGGCCUGGCUGCUAAAUCCUUCCCGCCACAACCUCAAGCUCAAGCUGCAGGCGGACGAGGACCUGGCGCAGGCGCAGCGCUCCAACUCUGACUCCCUGCGCGAGUUCUCCGAGCCGGCCUCGCUGGAGGACGCGGGCCUCCGGGAACGCGUGCUGCUCGCCUCCAGCCCCGGCGCCGCCGCGCUGCCGCUGCCCGACUACCGCAAGGUGGUACAGUUCGCGGCCCGCAGCCUGAAUGUGACGCGGUCGCAGUCCAUCCCCUGCUACAACGACUCGCUCCCCUGCCGCUGGGACUGGCACAAGUCGGGGCGGGUGCUGGCGAGCAGCCACGACCCGUACCGGGCGCACCACGCGUGGCUGCAGUGGCACCACCUGUUCGCACCCCAGGCCGCCGACUUCCACGGGCAGCUGGAGCUGCUGCAGAGGGCCGCCGAGGGCAACGGAGCCAACGACAUCUGGGAAUACUGGGAGCUGAUGACGGACUACCCGGAGACUGGGAAGAAUGCGAGCUCCUUGUGGGCGGGAGAGCUGCAGCGGCUGUACGGAGACCUGCGGCAGUUCGUGCUGGCUCGGCUGCGCUUCCAGUACGGCCCUGACAUGGUGGGCGACGACGACCUGCUGCCGCUCCACCUACUGGGUUCAUUUGUUGGAGAUGAUUGGCUGAGGAUAGCAGAUUUGGUGACUCCGCCAUUCGAUGAAGCCUACAAGAAUCUUAGCAAUUCAUUAAGGAAGAAGAGUUGGAAGGGGCAGCACUUGUACGGGGUAGCAGCAGGGGUCGGAAGCAAGAUGGGGCUGCCGUCGCUGAAGAAGUCUCUGUUCUGGGAGAACGCCCACUUCAACGGCAGCUGCCCGGCAGCUGUGCUUCCGUGGUGCACUGAGAAUUAUGUGAGGAUUCAAACGUGUGACAAAGUGGACGUGCACUCUUACUUGGAUGCCCACAGAGUCACCAUGCACGCCCUCUUCCACCAGCUAUCUGUACACAAUGGCAGAUACAUCCUCCGUCAGCUGAACAGGCAUUCAGCCCUCCUAGAAGCAGUGAUGGGCCUCGGUGAGCUGCUAGCCGUGUCGCACCAGCAGCUUACGAGGCUCGGCCUCCUCGCAGAAGCUGCGACGGACUCUGACUCGGGCACCGGGGCGGGACCGGACGCACAGUUGAGGCUGCUCGUAGCUCUGCACACACUGCCCCGACUGGCGCACGCAUUGGCGACCGACGUCUGGAGAGCGGAGGGUGUCAACUCCACGUGGAACGGCGUCAGCUCAACAAUCAGAGGUGUGAGACCACCACGUGAUGUAGCAGAGUCUUGGGAAUAUGUCCAAGAUAAGAAGGUGGCCUUGAAUCAGCCAUAUCUUGGUACAGCUGCUGGGAUAAUUCUGCAGUUCCAGUUAUUUGAAAAGCUGCUCAAUGACAAUAUACAUGAUCCACAGAAUCCUGUUGACAUCAUAAAGAAAGAUGGCUUGCUAAGGAAGGUAAUGGUAGCAGGGCUGUCGGCUCCGUGGCUAGACGUCGUCAACCAGGUUAUGGGCAUAACUGAGCUAGACGUCAAGCCCCUGCUGAGGUAUUUUGAGCCUAUCAGGUCUCUGCUGCUGAGCGACGUGGCUCCUGACACACCUCGCUUAGCAAAAUUUGAGAGGCAGGCUCUGCCACCUGAUGUGGCAGAGGAGAAGCCUACCGAACUGUCGGCAGUUACCGAAGCGGACACGUCUUCGACAACGCAGGCCGUAUCUUCGAGGUCUCAAGAAGUGGAGGGAACGGCAAAACCGGAGGGCGACAGUCCGAAAUCUGGCCCGCUGCCCGGUACGGAACCCAAACCUGACAACGCAGCGGGCAGCCAGGCGAUCCUGAUAGGGAGCUUAUCGCUCAUCGGAAUCGGGUUGGGAACCGGUGCUAUCCUGGCGGGGCGGCACUUCUACCGGAAGAAGAAACAGCGCGAGAGGAGGAACCGCCGGCCCACAUGACAAAAUGGCCUCACCGAGACCAGGGUCUGACGGUCGUGCUCUCUGGUCUCGGUGGGUGGACGUUUCCACGGAGCUGCGUGGGUGGUACCGGAACUGGAACGUCACGGGGCGACCGCUGUCCAGUGUUCCGAGCUGCGUUCGCCGUGCACCGGACUGUGUGCCGGUAACCUUACCGCGUGUACCGCGAGAAAAUGUGAGCCCACUUUUUGGCUCUUGUGAUCUUGUGUUCUUGUCUGUGAUAUCGCUUUUAAUGAAAUGAUAUUUAACUGUGUAAGGAUUCUCACAAAUUUCUGUGCUUUUGAGAGAUUCGAGGUUGAUAUCAUUUAUGGGAGGACCAAACUUGAACUCUUGCCUUUGCAAUGUGGUAUACGCAUUAUGUUGUUGAAUUUCUGUGAAAUGAGGGCAGAACUGCUUUGCGUGCAUUGUUCAGGUGUUGCUAUUGCUGGAACACAUGUAACAGUAAACUGGUACUAGUGGGUGUUUGUGUGCAAAGUUAACUGUAAAUUGUACAUCACAAAAAGAGAAAUAGAAAUAUGUUGUAAUGAGUGAUGCAUCACAUCUUGAAAUGAGAAUAUAUAGCAGUUUAUUUGCAACACAAUGUGUACAUUAUGUUGUUGAAUGUCUGUUAAAUAAGAAUGAAAUUUAUAAAUUGGUGUGUGUGUGUGUGUGUGUGUGUGUGUGUGUGUGUUGUUUGCGUUGCCAUUGCUGAAAUACGUGUAAAAGGUUUUUAGUUACUAGCAUGCAUAGUUGAUUAUACAAAGUUUAUAAGAAGCAGAGAAAAAGAAAUAUGUUGUAUAUGAAUGGCACACGACAUCUUAAAAUGAGAAAUGUGACUGUUAUAUUUUGUACCCAUUUUUGAAAUUUUCAUGUAACUUUCACUGUAUUCAACUGUAAAAGUCUGACUGCCAAAUUAUAUCUUUUAAGGUGAACAGUGAGUGUAAUAUGUCUGUAUCAAAACUCUUGUCUGUACUUUCAGCAUUGAUACAUCUGUAAUUUUACCAACAAUUCGGUAACUUCUUCUCAAGCACUAGAGUCCAGUUCAGGAUUGGUGCAAAUUGGAAGAGUUCAGGCAAUCUGCAUUAUGCAUUUGACCAAUGUCAAUAAUGUUGUUCAUUUCUGAUGUUUAAUUUGCAGCAGUAAGUGCCAUUAUUAACAGUGUCACUAAGGGAUUUUGUAUUUUGAUUUUACAAAUAUUUAAGCAACCAUUACUACAGAGCCACUUCUCUACAUCUAUGAGUAUUGAUGGGGAUAAUGAAAUGAAAACUGAUACUUGGUGCGACUUGGUAAGUGUCAUCACAAAACAUAUUACAUGACAGGAUAGCGAAUUGGUAUUAAAUUUCAAAUGGCAAACUCAAAUUUCCCCUGCAGUCUAGAGGGCCACAUGUUAAAUGUCAUGCUACCUGUUUAAACUAUGCUGAAUGAUAGCAUUUCAUAGUCUGGCUUGGCUGAUAGCAGAAGGUCUCAAUCAUGUUAUCAAAGACUAAAUAUGUAGCACCUAAUCCCUGGGUCAGACCAUAUCCCCUCAAUGGUGCGAAAUCGUUAACUUCCUUCACUCCAUCUUGGACUAAAUUUCCACAAAAUGAACAUGGAAUUUAUCUGAAGAAUUUAGAAACAAUAUUACACACUGUUAAUAACACUUCACUUUUGAGCACACACAAUAACAAAAAGCAAUGGAGAAAUCAGAAAAGAAUAAAUCCUCACUAGUUUGAUAGGCAACCCUCCCCACCCAACACACACACACACACACACACACACACACACACACACACACACACACAGAGAGAGAGAGAGAGAGAGAGAGAGAGAGAGAGAGAGCGUGUGUUAAAAUACAUAUAACGAAUUUGUCUUGUAAUUACAAUAAGCUGUGCUUCAACUAUUGUGAGAAGAAAUUGUGCAAUGAGCAGAGUGCAUUAAUAAAUGCUCACAAUGAUAUGUCA
Schistocerca nitens (vagrant locust) is the source of this 4963-nucleotide messenger RNA. RefSeq names its product angiotensin-converting enzyme-like. The record is from RefSeq and is a predicted model, not a curated record. Gene Ontology annotation, molecular function: peptidyl-dipeptidase activity; metallopeptidase activity. Gene Ontology annotation, cellular component: plasma membrane. Lineage: Eukaryota; Metazoa; Arthropoda; Insecta; Orthoptera; Acrididae. Bases 921 to 3026 code for a protein of 701 amino acids. The transcript has 14 exons. Gene Ontology annotation, biological process: proteolysis.